Molecule: messenger RNA, 767 nt
Organism: Carassius gibelio (silver crucian carp)
Lineage: Eukaryota; Metazoa; Chordata; Actinopteri; Cypriniformes; Cyprinidae
Product: acyl carrier protein, mitochondrial
Exons: 5
Coding region: 35-508 (157 amino acids)
Biological process (GO): fatty acid biosynthetic process
Cellular component (GO): mitochondrion
Molecular function (GO): acyl binding; acyl carrier activity
Source: RefSeq, a predicted model, not a curated record
CAGUCUCGUGCAUUGUGGAAGCGGAUCGAGAAACAUGGCGGCGCGCGUCAUUGCCCGGUGUGUCCGAUCACUGAAUCACCGUACUGUAUGUUUUAACCGUGUCAAUACUGUCGCGACAUUAACAGCAGCUCCGCUCAUCCGUGGACGAGCAUUCUCACAGCUGACUCAUGGACACAAGUCUCCGCUGGAGCAGUUCUCCAUCAGUUCAUUUCAGGUUUUUCAGUGGAGGCAGUACGGUGACUUGCCCCCAUUAACCCUGGACUCUAUCCAUGAGCGUGUCCUCUACGUCCUGAAGCUCUACGACAAGAUCAGCCCAGAGAAGCUUCAGGCUACGUCUCACUUCAUGAAGGAUUUGGGAUUGGACAGUUUAGAUCAGGUGGAGAUCAUCAUGGCCAUGGAAGAUGAAUUUGGUUUUGAAAUUCCUGAUGCUGAUGCAGAGAAGUUGAUGACACCACAAGAGAUAGUUCAGUACAUCGCAGACAAGAAGGAUGUUUAUGAAUUAGCAUAAACUAUCAUUAUAAAGAUAAUCCCAUCAAAUGACAAAGACCAUGGCGUUUUCUUCAUGAACUGUUUAUGUUACUGCUAUUCUUUGUCAUUCUUUAUUCUUUUUGUAUUUAGAUAACUGUUUAAACAGUGUUCAUAAUUUUGCUUGUGGCUGCUUGUGAUUUGUCUGUUAGAGACAUGAACAAGCUCCUCAUUCAUUCAGCGUGCAAAUAAUGUGAAUAAUACAUAUGAACACUACAAAAAUAAAGACUUUGAAUAAGUUU